Messenger RNA from Malassezia restricta, 1881 nucleotides. RefSeq names its product phosphodiesterase. The coding region runs from base 1 to 1881 and encodes 626 amino acids. The transcript has a single exon. NCBI's taxonomy places the organism in Eukaryota, Fungi, Basidiomycota, Malasseziomycetes, Malasseziales, Malasseziaceae. The record is from RefSeq and is a predicted model, not a curated record.
AUGCUCAGUGGUAUUUGCUCUGCUGCCUUAUGCCUGCUUGCUACGGCAAAUUUUGUCGUAGCUGGGCAAUGGACAAAUGACUUAUACGAUCAAACCAGUAUGGUACCCAAAGCCAAGGGCUGCUGGAAUCCAGACCCGGACUGUGGUGAAUUCACAUUUGUCGUCAUGCCUGAUACGCAGUAUUUGUUUGACCAGCAUAGUAUCCAUCCAGUACCUGUGGAAAAGUCGUUCGAAUAUAUUUUAACGUCUUCGAACCGGUCAGAUACUGACACGAACAUUGUGUUUAUGGCUCAUCUCGGUGACGUUGUCCAAAAUGGACUAAAGCAAGAAUUCGACCAAGCCAGAAAAGUAUUUGACUACCUUGAUGAGGCUGGGGCUGAAUACAGCGUUCUUGCAGGUAAUCAUGACGUUGAUCCCAGCACCACAGAUAAGCGUGGCAAAACACCGUAUCUGGAAGCGUUCAAUCCUGAGCGCUUCCACAAGAUUCGCUCGUGGCGUGGCGCUUCGCCGACAGGCUACAACAAUUAUCAUAUUUUCAAGGCCGGUGGACGUGAAUGGCUCGUUCUUGCUCUUGAUUGGCGCAUGUCCAACAGCUCGUUUGAAUGGGCCGAGAGUGUGCUCAAAAGCCAUGCUCAUAUACCGACCAUUCUCACGACACAUGAGAUUGUCACGGCUGAUACUGGAAAAGCCGAAUUCACCGAAUACGGUGAGGAAGUCUGGAACAAGCUUAUCAAGCACAACAAUCAAGUGUUCCUUACACUGAAUGGUCAUUUUUGGCCAUCAGGUCGGACGAGUCGCACUAAUGCAGCUGGUAACAAGGUUGAAUCGCAUAUUACAAACUAUCAAAAUCGUUACUACGGUGGCUCGGGUAUGAUUCGCUCCUAUCGAUUCAAGAUGCGCGAGAAUAAAAUUGACGUAUCCACUUUUUCACCAUGGUCAAGGGAACUGGUACAGAAGGGCCAAGCUAAUCCACUUUCAAGAAAAGAAGCAGAGCUUACCACUUCUACUGAUAAGUUCACAAUGCAUAUCAACUUUGAGAGUCGUUUCCAGGCUCUCGACAAUUCUAAACGUUCAGAGUCGUCCGAUGAUACUGUAAUUACAGGCACGCAGGCAUAUUGGCGCUUUGAUCGGCAUAAAGCUGGCUCGCCGCUUUCUCAGUCCGACAUAAUCAAGGACUUGUCUGGUAACUGUAAUGACUUGAUACUUAAGACCCACUUCCCGUCUGACAAUACCACACUUCGUUGGUCUGAUGCACACCAUCCUUUACAACCUGGACAUGGAAGCUUAAACUUUACUGCGCAGAAGAAGCCACUUCAGGGAAUGUAUCUUCAGACACGCGAUGAUGCUAAGAUCAACUCAAACAAGUUUGAAAAUGGCUAUACCUUUGAAGCCUUUUACUAUCUGCCCAGCAGCUGGGACAGUGAGCAGAAUGCAUGGAGCAGUUUGUUUAGUCGCCGUGGCUCCGCUAGUGAUGCUGGUAUUCAUGGAGAAGAGGCUGAUAAGGAUGAGCCUAUCGUGACUCUUAGUAUUUCAAACGACCGUGAGCUCCAAUGGCGUGUCUACCCGCUGGGAAGUCAAAAUGGCACUACGAAUUGGGGACAUGAAACGCCAUUUGACCAUUGGUGGCACGCAGCCGUUGUUAAUAAUGGUACGAUGACAAAAAUGUAUGUGGAUGGCAGCGAAGUGGCUCGGAAUCCAGCCCAAAAAGCACAUGGCCUCACAACGCUGAACAAGCCCUGGAUGCUCGGUGGUUUUGAAUACGGUGGGAAGCUUGAUCAGAUCUUCUACGGAAGCAUUGGUGAUGUGCGUAUUGUUGAUCGGGCUAUAUCGCCGGAGGAGUUUAUGUUCAGGCCUGAUCUUAACUCCACGACUGGUAAAUAA